Molecule: messenger RNA, 1105 nt
Organism: Lagopus muta (rock ptarmigan)
Lineage: Eukaryota; Metazoa; Chordata; Aves; Galliformes; Phasianidae
Gene: GBX2
Product: gastrulation brain homeobox 2
Exons: 2
Coding region: 1-1017 (338 amino acids)
Biological process (GO): regulation of nervous system development; regulation of transcription by RNA polymerase II
Cellular component (GO): nucleus
Molecular function (GO): RNA polymerase II transcription regulatory region sequence-specific DNA binding; DNA-binding transcription factor activity, RNA polymerase II-specific
Source: RefSeq, a predicted model, not a curated record
AUGAGCGCGGCUUUCCAGCCCUCGCUGAUGAUGAUGCAGCGCCCGCUGGGAAGCAGCACGGCCUUCAGCAUCGAUUCGCUCAUCGGUAGCCCCCCGCCGCCCGCCCCCGGCCACUUCGUCUACACCGGCUACCCCAUGUUCAUGCCGUACCGGCCCGUCGUGCUGCCCCCCCCGCCGCCCGCCCUGCCGCAGGCCGCCCUGCAGCCUCCGCUGCCCCCCGCGCCGCCCCCGCCGCUGCCCGCAUUGCCCGGAGCCUUCUGCCCUGGGCUGGCGCAGGGCAUGGCCCUCACCUCCACGCUGAUGGCCGCGCUGCCCGGCUCCUUCCCCGCCUCCCCGCCGCGCCCCGAGGCCGCCAGGAAGUUCGCCCCCCCGGGGAACUUCGACAAGGCCGAGGGAUUGCCCCCCCCGGACGGCGGCGGAGGAGACGACGGCAAAACUGGGGGGGGACUGCUGCCCUUCCCCGCUGCCGACGCCGUGCACGCAUCGCUGGCCGGGGCCCUCCGCGGCGGCCCCAAAGACGAUCCCAAAGCGGAGGAGGAAGCGAAGGGCCGCGAGGAGAACUUCUCCAUGGACAGCGACCUCGACUACAGCUCCGACGAGAACGGCCCCGCGCCGGCGGCCCCGCGGGAGGAGGACUGUGGUACCGCGUUGGAGGAAAACCCCCCCAGCGCCGCCAACGCCGCCGCCAACGCCGCGGCCACGGGGAAGAACCGACGGCGACGGACGGCGUUCACCAGCGAGCAGCUGUUGGAACUGGAGAAGGAGUUCCACUGCAAGAAGUACCUCUCGCUGACGGAGCGCUCGCAGAUCGCUCACGCCUUGAAGCUGAGCGAGGUGCAGGUGAAGAUCUGGUUCCAGAACCGGCGAGCCAAAUGGAAGCGGGUGAAAGCGGGCAACGCCAGCUCCAAGGCGGGGGAGCCCUCGCGGAACCCCAAAAUCGUGGUACCCAUCCCGGUGCACGUCAGCCGCUUCGCCAUCAGGAGUCAGCACCAGCAGCUGGAGCAGGCGCGGCCCUGAGCGCCGCUGGGGGGGCAAAAAGUUGACAAACGGGGUUUUCGCCGGACCCGCAAUGAAAAGCGAAACGAACGACGGAAGCCAACCCUCC